CCAGCGCCAAGGAGGUGGCGCGGGAGCAUUCCCCGCCCUGGCGACACCCGCGGUCUGGACCCGCCUGCGCAGCCGGAACGUGGGAACCCGAGGUGUACAGGCGCAUCCGGGUAGCUGAGGCCGCACGAGUGCGAGCCGGUAGAGGGCCUUCGAGAAGAAAACGGCGACAGCGCCCCCAGUCGGUCUGCAAAGCCAGCAGCGCGGAUACCUGUGAAGCCCCGGAUUAAGGCGAGCUCAUCAGUUGAGCUCCCCACAGCCAGGGUCCCUGCACAUUGGUUUGGGAAGGGGAUCCUGACCCCGAGAAGGAAAGGAAGCGGCCCAAGGUCACAUUGUAGUCCUGCCUUCCAGCCCCGCGCUUUGGACACUGCCCCCUUCUCCACCGUAUCUCCUCUGUUCUUUCCGGCAACCCUCCUCAUCCUCCCGGGUCCUCCAGGAGGUUCUAUUCUCCCGAACAGGGACACGCUCCCUUCUUCCUGCUGCGCCCUCUGGAAGGAUGCUAGACAGAGGUCCGGCCGCCGGUCCAGCUGCCUUGAGCACUAGCCAAGCCGGCGGUUGCUAGAGUAUCGGACGGGGCACAGGACCGAGGCAGGAGGAGGACCGAGCAAGGUGGAGGCGCCGCGGUAGCAGGCUGAGGAUACUGGGCCGGUCAGCCAAAAUCUGAACAUAGUCAGCUGAUGAGGAGUCACCGUCUAACCCUGCGAGGUGAUGCAGAGGCACAUGUUUCACCAUGGAGGGCCGCCCGCAAGCCUCCUGCUGCCGAGAUCCUUUAUGACGCAGCAAAUGUACUUUCUACCCAAGCGUUGGAUCCCGUCCCUGCAUAGGGCAUAACUCCCGGCAGGCGAGGAAGCUGACGUUUGAAAUAACCCGCCAGGAGGAGGCUGAUCAUUCUACAUCUUGUGGCCACAAUGCUGACUGUCCGCCUCUCCAGACCCCUGUCAAAACUACCAGGAAAGACCCCGAGUUUCUCUGAUAGAGAAAAUGGAACAAGGCGCACACUGCUGUUUUCCUCCUCCUCCUCGGUCCCUGUGGGUCGUCGAACUUAUGCUGAUACUGUGAACCCGGUUGGCAGCAAAGCUCUCCUGGUCACAGGAUGUGAUUCCGGAUUUGGGUUCUCCUUGGCCAAGCAUCUGCAUUCUAAAGGCUUCCUUGUGUUUGCUGGCUGCUUGCUGAAGGACAAAGGGGAUGCUGGAUCCAAGGAACUGGACAGCUUGAAGAGUGAUCGCUUGAGAACUGUUCAGCUCAAUGUCUGCAAAAGUGAGGAGGUGGAGAAAGUGGUGGAGCUCAUCCGCUCGAGCCUGGAGGACCCCGAGAAAGGCAUGUGGGGCCUGGUUAACAACGCGGGCAUCUCAACAUUUGGGGAGGUGGAGUUCACCAGCAUGGAGACCUACAAGGAGGUGGCAGAAGUGAACCUCUGGGGCACAGUGCGGACAACAAAGUCCUUCCUCCCCCUCAUCCGCAGGGCCAAAGGCCGCAUCGUCAACAUCAGCAGCAUGCUGGGCCGCAUGGCCAACCCGGCGCGCUCCCCGUACUGCAUCACCAAGUUCGGGGUGGAGGCUUUCUCUGACUGCCUGCGCUACGAGAUGCACCCUCUGGGUGUGAAGGUCUGUGUGGUGGAACCCGGCAACUUCAUCGCUGCCACCAGCCUCUACAGUCCCGAGCGCAUCCAGGCCAUCGCCACCAAGAUGUGGGACGAGCUGCCUGAGGUGGUGCGCAAGGACUACGGCAAGAAGUACUUUGAUGAGAAGAUCGCCACCAUGGAGACCUACUGCAACAGUGGCUCCACCGACACCACCCCCGUCAUCAACGCCGUCACCCACGCCCUGACCGCCGCCAACCCCUACACCCGCUACCACCCCAUGGACUACUACUGGUGGCUGCGGAUGCAGAUCAUGACGCACUUGCCCGGAGCCAUCUCCGACAGGAUCUAUGUGCACUGAAGAGUUUCCAGCUGGAGCCUGGUGGGAGGGGUGAGGAGGAGGGAGGGAAGAAGGAGCUUGUAGAGUCACCUCCUCAUUACCCACUUGUGGAUUGCCCACCGUCCCAGGAAGACCCACUACCAGUACUAGCAUCAGCCCGAGGGGUAGCCCAGCCCGACUGCGUGCGCCGUGUGUGCUCGGGCCUCCUCUGCCGGGGCUGGAGUGGUGGGCUGGGCCCCUAAACUUCAGGGCAGACAUGGUGCAUCUGUGUUUCUGGAGUUGAUUUUAUACAAAGA
This is a messenger RNA of Molossus molossus (Pallas's mastiff bat), 2212 nucleotides long. RefSeq names its product 3-hydroxybutyrate dehydrogenase 1 (gene BDH1). Gene Ontology annotation, molecular function: oxidoreductase activity. Bases 906 to 1937 code for a protein of 343 amino acids. The record is from RefSeq and is a predicted model, not a curated record. The transcript is spliced from 9 exons. Lineage: Eukaryota; Metazoa; Chordata; Mammalia; Chiroptera; Molossidae.